AUGACGGCUACCCAAGACUUAAUAGUGAGGCACUCUCCUGAACAGAUCGACAGCUCUAAAGACCCAGAAAAGACCACACCAGAAAAAGCUUUUAGCUCAUCUCACACGACAGUGACAGCCCCACCUACCAGCCAAGACAGACAACUUGUGAGUCAUACAGCUGCCACUGCUAUUCAACAGAAGACAAUUGAAUGUCUUGCCAAUCCAGAUAAUCUACAAAUGGAACUUGACCAAGCAGUUGUCCCACUUUUUGCAAGUCAUCAACCACUAGACAACGAACAACAAACAAACAAGCAUCAAACUUCAAAGGUUAAAACUUGGAAACGAGUGGGACUUAAAGAGGGAAGGCUGCAAAGGAAUCAUAUUACUUCUCAACUACAACAGGGUACAACCACUUCUGAAAGACAAAGAGAAGACAAAGCUCCCACUAAGGUCUGA
This is a messenger RNA of Striga asiatica, 438 nucleotides long. The record is from the annotation of a GenBank genome assembly. Lineage: Eukaryota; Viridiplantae; Streptophyta; Magnoliopsida; Lamiales; Orobanchaceae.